AUGCAUGGUCAGGGGAGGGAUGCAUUGCAGUUUUUCUCAAAAAUGUUAGAAGUUGAGGUGAAGCCAAAUGCUGUGACAUUUACUAACAUAUUAUGUGCGUGUAGCGAUGCAGGAUUGGCGGAUGAGGGAAGAACAUUUUUCUAUCAAAUGGAGCGAGUUUAUGGAGUUGUGCCUGGAAUAAAGCACUAUGCGUGCAUGGUUGACAUUCUUGGUCAUUCAGGUAAUCUGGAGGAAGCUGCAGAACUGAUAGAGAAAAUGCCAAUUUCCCCCACUCCUUCUGUAUGGGGGGCUCUGCUUGGGGCAUGUACGCGCCAUGGGAAUGUUGCACUUGUUGAGAAGGCUUGUAGCCAUUUGCUCGACUUGGAUCCCAGAAAUCAUAGAGCCUAUGUACUCUUAUCAAAUACUUAUGCCAAAACAGGGAAAUGGGAAGCAGUUUCUGGGUUAAGGAAGCUCAUGCGAGAUUCUGGAAUAAAGAAAGAACCUGGUUGUAGCUCAAUCGAAAUCAACGGUAGUGUUCAUGAAUUUCUAGUUGGUGAUAAUACUCAUCCUUUAUCCAAGGAUAUCUACUCAACGUUGGAUGAGAUAGCAGGGAGAUUGAAGUCAAUCGGAUAUGUGCCAAACAAGUCACACCUACUGCAAUUUGUUGAGGAAGAGGACAUGAAGGAACAUGCCCUAAUUCUUCAUAGUGAGAAACUAGCGAUUGCCUUUGGACUUAUUAGCUCCAAGCCAUCUCAACCAAUUCGCGUUGUGAAGAAUCUUCGUGUUUGUGGAUGUACAUACCUCCAAUAA
Messenger RNA from Rosa chinensis, 789 nucleotides. Its product is annotated as pentatricopeptide repeat-containing protein At2g29760, chloroplastic. The transcript has a single exon. The record is from RefSeq and is a predicted model, not a curated record. Lineage: Eukaryota; Viridiplantae; Streptophyta; Magnoliopsida; Rosales; Rosaceae. Gene Ontology annotation, molecular function: zinc ion binding; protein binding; RNA binding. The coding region runs from base 1 to 789 and encodes 262 amino acids. Gene Ontology annotation, biological process: RNA modification.